This is a messenger RNA of Paramormyrops kingsleyae, 6724 nucleotides long. RefSeq names its product STE20-like kinase b (gene slkb). Gene Ontology annotation, biological process: protein phosphorylation. Gene Ontology annotation, molecular function: protein serine/threonine kinase activity; ATP binding. Lineage: Eukaryota; Metazoa; Chordata; Actinopteri; Osteoglossiformes; Mormyridae. The record is from RefSeq and is a predicted model, not a curated record.
AUGAAAGUUUGAGAAAACAUGAGAAGAAGGGGAAUAAAGAGCCUGUGCUGUGCCAAAUGUUUGUAAAAGUAUAUUUUGAAAACCAGUUGGCGAAUGAACAUUAUCCACCGCUUGGUCCACGAGCAAUGGUGCGGAGAAGUGCGGCUGCGCGAGAUGUGCACGCGCUCCUAAGCGGCUCGCGGCUAUUCCAUCAGUAGCGGCAGCAGCGGACCGUGGCGAAGGUGGACGGAAAUACCUAUGUAUCUUAUUUUUGUUUGAGUAAAGAUGGUGCCGUUUGAUAGAAUACGACUUUUUGUAAAACGUAACCUAAUAGUUUUUUCCUCCACCUAUUUGGUGGAGACAUAGAUUAAGGUCCAAUUGAAACCGAGUUGGGCCGGAGCUCCCGGUUGUUCUUGGGAGUUUGAGGAACAAGGAACGAUUCUCAAUUUCGCCCUGACAUACUGACAGGCAGCCGACGAUUGGAAAUACGACGUCAGCUUGUCUUUUUUCUUUGUUUUCGAAGCGUCUAUUCUGAGAAACGCAAAGGAGACGCUUAUAAAGAUUAUUAGAAGCUCGCUCGAGAUUUUAAAAAUUGUUUUACAACAAGAGAAAUAUACCGUUAGACCCUGGUGCUAUUACAGCCACACAAGUAACGCAUCCUAAGUAGCUAGCUAGCAAUGUAACUUUUUGUUCAAAGAUGACUAACGAGUUCUGAGUUCACAGUAUUUGUGUGCUUAACGCCAAAUACAUGUUAAACUAUCGUACUGCGAUCUGAUGCUUUUGGGAGCGUGUUAGCUGAGGGGUGAUACUAUAGGCUGUCAGCACAGAAACCAGGGACCCCAGAUACGGCUGAUCUAAGGACGGCAAAGAAACGCUGAAAAUGUCGUUUUUCAAUUUUCGUAAAAUAUUUAAACUCGGGAUGGAGAAGAAGAAGAAACAGUACGAGCAUGUCCACAGAGACCUGAAUCCAGAGGAAGUGUGGGAGAUCAUUGGCGAACUGGGGGACGGCGCAUUUGGAAAAGUCUACAGGGCUCAGAACAAGCACACUGGUGUUUUGGCUGCUGCUAAGGUGAUUGACACCAAGAGUGAGGAAGAGCUGGAGGAUUACAUGGUGGAGAUUGACAUUUUAGCAUCAUGUGAUCAUCACAAUAUCGUGAAACUCUUGGAUGCCUUCUAUUAUGAGAACAAACUCUGGAUUCUGAUUGAGUUCUGUGCUGGGGGAGCUGUAGAUGCUGUGAUGUUAGAACUGGAAAGGCCCUUAACUGAACCACAGAUUCGAGUCGUGUGUAAACAGACCCUCGAAGCCCUCCUUUAUCUCCACGACAAUAAAGUCAUUCAUAGGGAUCUGAAGGCUGGAAACAUCCUCCUCACCCUAGACGGAGAUGUCAAAUUAGCUGAUUUUGGUGUGUCUGCCAAAAAUACAAAAACACUACAGAGAAGAGAUUCUUUCAUCGGGACGCCAUACUGGAUGGCUCCGGAAGUAGUGAUGUGUGAGACCUCUAAGGACCGACCGUAUGACUACAAAGCUGACAUCUGGUCCCUCGGUGUCACUUUAAUUGAGCUGGCUCAGAUUGAACCACCGAACCACGAGAUGAAUCCAAUGAGAGUUCUCCUGAAAAUAGCUAAGUCAGAUCCACCUACUCUGAUGCAUCCAUCACGAUGGUCUCCUGAGUUCAGAGAUUUUCUUAAAAAAGCACUGGAUAAGAACGUGGACAACAGAUGGAACGCUAUGCAACUUCUGCAGCAUCCGUUUGUCAAAAAUAUCAAUGACAGCAGACCACUUCGAGAGCUAAUUGCAGAGGCAAAAGCAGAAGUCACUGAGGAGAUUGAAGAAGGUAAAGAUGAAGAGGAGGAGGAAGAAUCAGAGUCACAAUUGUUGGUGCCUGGACACAAGCGAGCGCCAUCAGAUGCUAGCGUUGUCAGUUCUGAAGAUGAAAAACUUUCACAAUCUGUGUCAAUUAUGGAGUCCGUCUCAGAGAAAGAUAAGUCUGAACACGGAGAGGAUAAAGCUAGUGACAAACUUUCCGAUGGGGGUACUGGCAGCAGUGAAACAGACAAAAUGGAAAAUGAAAAACUGAAUGAGAACAGCAUUCUGGACACCAGCAAUGAGGACAUUGACAACAAAGGUGAUAUUCUGGCUGAGCCAGAGGAAGAAAUGUCUGAUGAGAAAAUCACAGAGGAGAGUCCAGAUCUGCCUAUCUGUCCAAAUGAAGUUGACAAAAGAACAGAAGAGCCAGAGCAGACAAAAAAAGAACCACCACCAGAGGAGGAGAAAGAGUCGGACACAACAGAGAUUUCAGAGGUCCAAGCAGAAGCUGACAAAGAAGAUGAUUCUACAGUGAUGGAUGAAGAAGGUUUGCCACCAGUCGAGGCUGAGAAACCUGAUGAGAUACUCAACAGUGCGGAAUUGGCAGAAAAAUCUGAUGAAAGUUCAGAAGAAAUUAAAACCAUGGUAGAGGAGAAGGAGGAUGCAGAGGUGUCUCCUGAGAAGGACAUUAAUGAGAAGGACAUUAAUGAGAAGGACAUUAAUGAGAAGGAAGGAGAGAUUUUGCAAAGAGAUGAAGACAUAACUACCAGUGAGACCCAACAGGAGCUUUCCGAAGAGAACAGACAAGUAGAUGAUGGUUCUCCACUUUCUACUGAAGAAUCCUCAUUGGUCAGUGCUGUUCCUGGGACUCAGAAUGACGUUGCAGAGGAGAAGCCAUCCCCUGCACAGCUUCUAGAGGAAAAUAAACAGGAAGAAUGCUUGAAGGUGAACAUAGCUGGCAGUGAUGCUGACGUUGACCUUGAGAAGGAAACGGCUCCGCCGAUUAAGCUUGAUGCUGAAAAGGUCAAAGAGAAGGACACUGACUCUGGAAGCAACUCUACAGCUGACAACAGCAGCAUCGACCUGAACCUUUCCCUCUCCAGCUUCCUGACUAAGAACAAAGAGUCAGGCUCCGUAUCCAUUCAGGAUACGAGGCGACAAAAGAAGACGCUAAAGAAAACUCGGAAAUUUAUAGUCGAUGGAGUUGAAGUCAAAGUCACAACAUCAAAAAUUGUUACUGACAAUGACACCAAAAAUGAAGAAAUGAGAUUCCUCAGGCGUCAGGAGCUACGUGAGCUGCGACUGCUGCAGAAAGAGGAGCAGAGGGCCCAGCAGCAGCUGAGCAACAAGCUGCAGCAGCAACGGGAGCAAAUCUAUCGUCGUUUUGAGCAGGAGAUGAUGAGCAAAAAGCGGCAAUAUGACCAGGAGAUUGAGAACAUGGAGAGGCAGCAGAAGCAGACCAUCGAGCGACUGGAGCAAGACCACACAAGUCACCUUAGGGAGGAGGCCAAGCGCAUAAAGGCCGAUCAGGACAAAGAGCUGUCCAAGUUUCAAAACAUGCUGAAGAACCGGAGGAAAGAGGUUGAGUUUGGUGGAGUGCCAAAAGCUGAGUGGUUUGUUGGAGUGGCCCAAGUUAUGAUACAGUCUUUUCAGUUGUCCUCAUGUACGCUCUUCAACGCUCAGAUGCAGGACGAGCAGGAGUUCCUGCAGAGGCAGCAGCAGGAGCUUGACUGCGCCCUGAAGAAGAUCAUUCAUCAGCACAAGAAUGAGCUGGCCGCCAUUGAGAAGGAGUGUCUGAACCACAAACAGCAGCUCAUGAGAGCCCGGGAGGCUGCCAUGUGGGAACUGGAAGAGCGCCACCUGCAGGAGAAGCACCAGCUUCUUAAGCAGCAGCUGAAAGAUCAGUAUUUCAUGCAGAGACAUCAGCUGCUCAAAAGGCAUGAAAAGGAGAUGGAACAGAUGCAGAGGUACAAUCAGAGGCUGAUUGAGGAAAUGAAGAACAGGCAAACACAGGAAAGGGCUAGACUGCCCAAGAUUCAGCGCAGUGAUGCCAAGACACGCAUGGCCAUGUUCAAGAAGAGCCUACGCAUUACAUCUGCUGGAGACACCCCUGAGCAGGAGAGGGAGAAGAUCAAGCAGUUUGCCGCCCAGGAGGAUAAACGUCAGAAGAGCGAGAGGCUCCAUCAGCACCAGAAACAUGAGAACCAGAUGAGAGACCUGCAGCUGCAGUGUGACGCCAACGUGCGGGAGCUGCAGCAGCUUCAGAAUGAGAAAUGUCAUCUUCUGAUUGAGCACGAGACCCAAAAAUUGAAGGAACUUGAUGAAGAACACAGCCAGGAGCUGAAGGAGUGGAGAGAGAAACUCCGUCCCAGAAAGAAGGCUCUUGAGGAGGAAUUUGCCCGGAGGGUACAGGAACAGGAGAUGUUUUUCAAGAUGAGCGGGGAGUCCGAAUGCCUUAACCCAACAGCCCAAAGCCGAAUUUCUAAGUUCUACCCCAUCCCAAGCGUGCACUCUACUGGAUUCUAACCCUUUUGUUUCUUUGCCCCUCACUAGCCUGACAUGGCUUUGCUGAAUCAUCAUCCUCCUCUGCUACUCAGAUCCACUAACGACAAUCAGUGUAAAUUCUGCAACACUUUAAAUGCUUAUCGCUCCUCACAGAUGCUGGAACUGGAUUAAACGGUCCAAAGACACCAAAUACAGUUUACGAAGUAUGGUAUUAAUGAAGUGAAUAUUUAAUUUUCCUUUUAAAAAUCAACCCUUUAUUUAGCUGCUAGCUUUAAUUUUGCAAGAAAAAUCCACAUUAAUGUUAUGGAGUUUUUAAUCAUCUGUCAGAUAUUUUCUGAAAAGUAUUCAAUUAACAUUUUUUGUUUAAAAUUUUCCAGUAUAGCACAGGCUUUUUUUCCUGUUGUUUUUCAUGUGAUUUAAAAAACAUGGUGCCUAAAUUAAUAUUUUGGCCUUUCUUGUUCUGAGAUUUUUUAUUUUUUUUUUGCUGCACUAAAAGAAGCUACAGAUCUGUAUAAUUCUGCACAAUUCAAGUUUUAACUUGCCGCAGAAACCCAGAAAACAAAUCUUCCUAAUAUAAGAAUACAAACUUUUGAUUUGAUUGAUGUGGCGGUUGCUUGAAUUAGACUAUAAAAUAUUUUACAGUGAGUCACAAUGCACUUUGAAAGGCAUGUAUUUAAUGUGCAACCGAAAUAUUUCACUACAUCAAUGGAUAAAGGUAAAGCAAGACUGAAAAGUGCUAUUUGCAUGACUGGAUAUAUACUUUUAGGUACCUUAAUUGGGUAUUUGUAUGUCGUUGGUAUAUCUUUUGAAGUUGCACAUAAUGGUUUCUUAAUUGUGUGCGUGCGUGUGCACGUUCGUGUGUGCAUUCAUACAUUCGUGCGUGCGUGCGUGUUGUUUUUAUGAGCGAAAGCAGCAAUUUUCUAUUAUCUUUAGCUAAAAGUCCCAACUGAAUGACUUUGUCAUAGUUAAUGAGAAACUUUUUUUUUCCCGUUAUGUAUUAUAUUGAUCUUAAGAGAAUGAGUUGCAAGGGCAAACGGUUUAUCGCAUACAUUUUAGUAAGGUAUAGUAAGAUAAGGUUCUAUGGUGUAGCUGAAGUGAGAAUAAGCUGAGAUUAUUUUUGAUGUGUGUCUUGAACUGGGACGGCCACCCAACAUGUUUUUCAGAAUUAUUUUGGGCCACCAAUAUGUAUCAUUAAGAUACUGUUCCCCCAGUUCUAUUUUGCUAUGGUUAAACAAAAUGAAGUUACUGAAGUAAUGCAGAGUUAUUUACUUGCUAUUUUACUAUAAUUAGGGGAUAGCCUUAAUUUUUUUUUCAUUGAAAGAUGUAUAGAAGUCCCUCUAAAGUGUAAAUGUCAAUACAUCAAUGUUCAUUGUUUUUUAUAUAUAUAAUUUUAAGAUUUAAUUUGAAUAGAUGUCCAUCUUAUUUAUGAUAUUUUCCAUGGACCAUAGAGUGUCCAUUUUAUUUAGAUGCUAAUCUAUGACUUAUGUUUGAGGUGCAUUGAAUGCUGGAUACAUUGUUUUCGUUUUUUCUUUAUGGCUAUGCAUUAUUACAAGUGGUAAUCUGAGUCAUAAUCUCCAUUGAUGUUCCAAUAUAUAAACAGUAACUAUUUUUUAAUUUAACUUCUGAAGUGAUCCUGUAGACAAAAAUAUCAAGGGUUCAUUGAAGUAUUGUUAUAGAUGAGAAUAAUUCCAUAUUUAGUUUCUCUUCUUGUGAAAACGUAAACGAUUUCUGGCAGUAACAAUCUGUUAGUGCAUGUUUUGUUUUGGUCUGUAAAAGUUGUUCCCAGUCAUAUUCCUGGAGACUUGAUGGAUAUUCUGGAUCUAUUAUUUGCUGCAUUUUUUUAACUUUUCAUUUAGCUGUUACUUGAAUUCUGCUUAAUGUUCAGUAUCUUUUUCUAAGAUAUUUGUUUGUACUGAAUAAAAGAGUAAAAAAGUUGUUUUUUGUUUGUUUUUGCACUUAAAUAGACAUAGUUUACAUAUUUUUGAACAUUUCAUUGAUUUAAUCCCUUUUUAAAUGAGUUUGCAUUUAUGAUGAAAGCUGAUUUACAAUAAACAAUGUAGAAAGCGGAUCGAAUUAGGUUUGGUAUCUGUACUCUAUCCAUCAGUGUGCAAGGGGUGGACAAAAUACAGAAAACAGAAGUGCUUAACAAUGUUUUAACAGAGGAAUUAAGAAGCGAGGUCACCCUUGGCCGACAGUGUCAAUCCUUUUUAAUUCUGUCAAGCUGAAGUCCUGUACUGUGUAGUAGAAAUAAAAGUCCCUUUAAAGUAGUUUUAUUUUUCAUAUGUUGACAUCUAAGUUAGUCUUUUUUUCUAUUAUUUUGUCCGUCCCUUGUAUGCUAUAACUGUCAGAAUGAAAUAAAAUGGAACAAAAACCAAGGAUAUUAUGAGUCCUAAGGCUUGCCACUAUGAAAUAAAUAAAUCUGCUUCCGUCACA